Trematomus bernacchii (emerald rockcod) is the source of this 3310-nucleotide messenger RNA. RefSeq names its product B-cell receptor CD22-like. Bases 103 to 3165 code for a protein of 1020 amino acids. The record is from RefSeq and is a predicted model, not a curated record. Lineage: Eukaryota; Metazoa; Chordata; Actinopteri; Perciformes; Nototheniidae. The transcript is spliced from 16 exons. Gene Ontology annotation, cellular component: membrane. Gene Ontology annotation, biological process: cell-cell adhesion.
ACCCUGCUCGAUGUACAAACGUUUUUUGGUGACUCACUGACAAACAGUAUUUCUCCUGUAUGUGAUCUACCUGAUGGUUUAUCAGAGACGUGAGGAGCAGCUAUGAGUCUACCAGCAGCAGCGAGAGGAUUUGUCGUCUUCCUUCUCGUUGUACAAGUGGUUCAGGGUCUGGAUGACUGGGGAGUGACUUACUCUUCUACUGAGAUCUGUGCAGUGAAAGGAUCAACAGUGGAGAUAAGAUGCAGCUACACAUACCCAUCCAGAUGGAAAGGCAGUGUUAACACAGUGGAGAAAACAUUCUGGUUUAAACAGAAAGGUGGUCAACGUUUAGCUCUGACCACAGACUCAGAGUAUGCAGGUCGUGUAGAGAAUCUCUGUGAAAACAACAUCUGCACUCUGAGAAUCAGAAACCUGAGAGAGAGCGACUCAGCUGAGUACAUGUUCAGGUUUGAAACAAACCAAAAAGGUGGAAGAUAUUUUGGUUCACCUGGAGUCACUUUGUCUCUCACAGAUCUCUCGGUGCAGGUGGAAAGCAACGAUUCUAGCAGAGCAAACCUGAAGUGUCAGAGCAGUUGUGAUUUACCUGAUAAUGAUUACGUCUGGUACAAGAACGGUGAAAAGAUUCAAACAGGGACAUCUCCUUCUCUUCAAGUCGACUUGAGUUUUCAAGACAGCUAUUCCUGUGCUGUGAAAGGAUUUGAGAACUCUCCCUCCCCUUCAGUGUUGGUUCAGGGUCAGGGUGGCUGGGGAGUGACUUACACUUCUACUGAGGUAUGUGCAGUGAAAGGAUCAACAGUGGAGAUAAGAUGCAGCUUCACAUACCCAUCUCCAUGGAGAGGCAGAGUUAACACAGUGGAGAAAACAUUCUGGUUCACUAAACAGAAAGAUGGUGAUCCUGUAGAUCUGUUCACAGAAUCAGAGUAUGCAGGUCGUCUAGAGGAUAUCUGUGAAAACAACAUCUGCACUCUGAGAAUCAAAAACCUGAGAGAGAGUGACUCAGCUGACUACAGGUUCUGGAUCGAAACAAACCAACCAGAUGGAAAAUAUUCUGGUUCACCUGCAGUCACUUUGUCUCUCACAGAUCUCUCGGUGCAGGUGGAAAGCAACGAUUCUAGCAGUGCAAACCUGAAGUGUCAGAGCAGUUGUGUUGUACCUGAUAAUGAUUACGUCUGGUACAAGAACGGUGAAAAGAUUCAAACAGGGACAUCUUCGUCUCUUCAAGUCGACUUGAGUUUUCUAGACAGCUAUUCCUGUUCUGUGAAAGGAUAUGAGAACUCUCCCUCCCCUUCAGUGUGUGUCACUGGUCGAGACAGCAACACACUGACUUAUACUGAAGGAAGUAUCGGUGCCCCCAAAGGAUCAUCAGUGGACAUUUCCUGCACGUACAGCAGUAAUGACUGUAUUACAUCAAAGUUCUGGUUCAGUCCUGAGCGUAGUCAUCAGGGACAGAAUCCCUCUCAACCUGAGGACCUUAGUAAAGACUCCCAGUAUGCAGGUCGUGUUCAGAUCCUUGAAACAGAGAGAGGACGCUCCACUCUGAGGAUCUCUGACCUGAGAGACUCAGAUUCAGCUCAGUAUCUCUUCAAAUUCAAAACACCAAGCUUUGAAUGGAGGAGUGAUUUACCUGGAACAACUCUGACUGUCACAGCUCUCCAGGUGCAGGUGAUCAGAGCAAAGGUCUACAACUAUUCUACUGAGGCAGAGCUGAAGUGUCACAGCAGCUGCAGUCCAGCUGGUUCUCUGAACUACGUCUGGUUCAAGAACGGAGAGAAAAUCACAUCGAUGAAUACAUCUUCUUAUGAAGGCUUGUUUCAGCCCAGGGACACUGUCUCUUGUGCUCUGGAAGGACAUCAAGACUUCCCCUCUCCUCCAGUGUAUGCUCCAAGGAUUCCUUCUUUGUCAAGACCCUCUGGUGAGAUAAAUGAGGGUAGUUCAGUGACUCUGACCUGUAGCAGUGAUGCUAACCCAGCAGCUAACUACACCUGGUACAAGAGGAAUAGCAAUGCAGACCUUCCUCCUCUCAGUGAAGAAGCACAGCUUGUCUUCAGAUCCAUCCAGUCCUCUGACUCUGGACAGUAUUUCUGUACAGCUGAGAACGAGCUGGGAAGGAAGCCAUCUAAAGACAUCUCUAUUGAUGUGAAAUAUGCUCCGAGGAUUCCUUCUUUGUCAAAACCCUCUGGUGAGAUAAAGGAGGGCCGUUCAGUGACUCUGACCUGUAGCAGUGAUGCUAACCCAGCAGCUAACUACACCUGGUACAAGAGGAAUAACAAUUCAGGCCUUCCUCCUCUCAGUGAAGAACCACAGCUUGUAUUUAGAUCCAUCCAGCCCUCUGACUCUGUACAGUAUAACUGUACAGCUGAGAACAAGCUGGGAAGGAAGACAUCUAAAGACAUCUCUAUUGAUGUGAAAUAUGCUCCAAAGACUUCCUCUGUGUCAGCGAGUCCCUCCGCUGAGAUAGAGAUUGGCAAAUCAUUGCAGCUGACCUGUAAAAGUGGCGCUAAUCCAGCAGCUAACUACACCUGGUACAAGGACAACCAAACACUGCCUGGGGGGUCAAAAGACAUUUAUCAACUUGCCUCUAUCACCUUAGAGGACAAAGGGAACUACCACUGUGAGUCUAAGAAUGAGUACGGCCAGAUCAACUCUACAUCAGUACGCAUAGAUGUCCAAUAUGCUCCAAAGCCUCCCUCUGUGUCAGUGAGUCCCUCUGCUGAGAUAGAGGAGGGCAGUUCAGUGACUCUGACCUGUAGCAGUGAUGCUAACCCAGCAGCUAACUACACCUGGUACAAGGAGGAUGAAGACUCUCCAACAGCUUCAGGACAGAUCUUCAACAUCACUGACUUCAGAGCUGAACACAGUGGGAGUUAUUACUGUGAAGCCCAGAACAAGUUAGGACGUCUUAACUCCACCUUACAUCUGAGUGUUGUGGCAGAUACAUCCCCAAUGAUCGUGAACAUCACCAGGUUCUCUGUGGUGGUUCUGGGGCUGAUUCCUCUGCUCCUCUGGAUGAGGAAGAAGAAGACUGUGAGCUCCACCUCUGAAGCGAAUGAACCCAUAGAGACUGUGGAGUUGGAGUCUGAUCCUGUGUAUGAGAACGUCUCAGACCUAAACAUGGUCUCUGCAGAACAGACAGAAGAACCAGAGGAGCAGGAGGACCUGGUCUGAAGAGGGAGACUGACCUGGAUGGAAACAGAAGGAAGUGAAACAUUGAAGAGGAAACAUUUACCUGUUUUUUGGAGCCAAGGCAGAACGUAUGAAAGUUAGCGCUGAGCUUCAGUCUGCAAUGUUCAAAACAACAGAUAAAGCCAGA